AUGCUGGGGAGAAACAUCACUCUGGUCAGCGAGUUCAUCCUGGUGGGCUUCCCCACCGCCCCGUGGCUGCAGGUCCUGCUCUUCUUCCUCUUCCUGGUGGUCUACCUGCUGGUGGUGGUAGAGAAUCUUGUCAUCAUGCUCACUGUCUGGGUCACUGGCUCCCUCCACAAGCCCAUGUACUAUUUCUUGAGUAGCUUGUCCUUCCUGGAGGUCUGGUAUGUCUCUGUCACUGUCCCCAAGAUGCUGGACGGGUUUCUCCUGCAGAGACGGCACAUCUCCUUCACAGGCUGCAUGACGCAGCUCUACUUCUUUAUCUCGCUUGCCUGCACGGAGUGUGUGCUUCUGGCAGCCAUGGCCUAUGACCGCUAUGUGGCCAUCUGCCACCCUCUCAGAUACCCGGUCAUCAUGACCACAGGUUACUGUCUGCAGCUGGUGGCUUUCUCCUAUAUGAGUGGUUUCAUGAUCACUGUUAUCAAGGUCUACUUCAUUUCAUGUGUCACUUUCUGUGGCUCCAAUGUCAUGAACCACUUUUUCUGUGACAUCUCACCAAUCCUCAAACUGGCCUGCAAAGACAUGUCCACAGCAGAGGUAGUGGACUUUGCUUUGGCUAUUGUCAUUCUUGUCUUCCCACUAUUUACCACCAUCCUCUCCUAUGUCUACAUUGUCUCCAGCGUUCUGCGUAUACCUUCCACCCAGGGAAGGAAGAAGGCCUUCUCCACCUGUGCAUCCCACCUCACUGUGGUCAUAAUUUAUUACACAGCCAUGAUUUUCAUGUAUGCUCGGCCCAGAGCUAUAGCCUCGUUUAACUCCAACAAACUAAUCUCAGCUGUGUAUGCAGUCCUCACGCCCAUGUUAAAUCCAUUCAUCUACUGCCUGAGGAACCAGGAAGUCAAGAAUGCUAUCAAAAAGACAGUGGGUGUUGGCCAGUGCCUCCUGCUCAGCUGA
This is a messenger RNA of Hippopotamus amphibius kiboko, 945 nucleotides long. RefSeq names its product olfactory receptor 6-like. NCBI's taxonomy places the organism in Eukaryota, Metazoa, Chordata, Mammalia, Artiodactyla, Hippopotamidae. The record is from RefSeq and is a predicted model, not a curated record. Gene Ontology annotation, cellular component: membrane. Bases 1 to 945 code for a protein of 314 amino acids. The transcript has a single exon. Gene Ontology annotation, molecular function: olfactory receptor activity; G protein-coupled receptor activity. Gene Ontology annotation, biological process: G protein-coupled receptor signaling pathway.